GCACCGCACCGAAGGUCUCAGACCAAACCCUCACAAGAAAAUGUCUCUCUCAUCCGAGAACCUCCAUCUCCUCUUCUUCUUCUUCUUCCUCGCUUUUCAGCUUUCCAUCUCUGGUGCCUCUUCACGUGCGGCGGUUGGAGUCACCAUCUCGAGUAAUACAGCAGCAUAUCAUCCUCGUCCAGAACGCGUCGCUUCUGUUCUCCGGUCACUCAAGAUCACCUGCGUGAGGCUUGCAGAACCCAACCCUGAAAUCAUCCGAGCUUUCACCUAUUCGGACAUCUCUCUGCUUCUUUCCAUCCCUAACUCCUUCGUCCCUGGAAUGGCAUCCAACCAAUCGAAUGCCCUGAAGUGGCUCUCCCACCAAGUUGUCCCCUUCCACCCGCGCGCACUUAUCUCCUCCAUCUCCGUCGGUGAUGACGUUCUCAACCCUUUCACCACCAACCUCUCCGAUUCUCUUCUCCCUGCAAUCCGAAAUGUCUAUGGAGCUCUCCACCAACUUGGCAUUAGCAAGAUCUCCGUCUCCACCACUGUCUCCUUCGCUGACAUCGUCACCACCGCUUUCCCUCCCUCUUCUGCGGUGUUUCGGAAGCCCAUCGCCGGUUCUCUGAUGAAGCCGCUUCUUGAAUUCCUGUCUUCCACCAAUUCUUCUCUCUUGAUCAACCUGAACCCGUACAUUCUGUAUCGCUCGCACCCAGAGAUUCCUAUUGGGUUCGCAUUGUUUCAAGAACAACCAUUCAAUUUCCGCGAUGACCACAAAACGGGUGUUCGAUACCGGAAUCUCUUCGAUACGAUGGUCGACUCGGUCAUUACUGCGACGGCAGCUGUGGGACAUUAUCGGGUACCGGUGAUUAUAGCGGAGACAGGGUGGCCGAGUCAUGGCGGAAAGGAUGAACGAGACGCUACAGAGGAAUAUGCCCAAAUGUACAAUACAGGAUUGGUGAGGCAUCUGCAGUCGAGUAUUGGGACUCCAUUGCGGAGGGAAGGAGUUGCAGAGACUUACAUUUACGAGUUGUUCGAUGAAGAUGGGAAGAAAGGACCCUCAUCGGAGCGGCACUGGGGAAUUCUGUAUCCUAACUUGACCAAAAAGUAUGAGAUUAAUUUCUCAGGUUCCGUUAGAAUCGUGGGUAGAACUGAUAAUUGGCUCGAAAGGGUGAUGGUUUCUUUGUUUUUGGCGCUGGUUUUGGUCGAAUUUCUUGUUCAGGAACUUGUUCUUUAAAGAAAUUUGGCAACCGAUAGAGGUAAUCCACGGGCAUGAAUUACUUCAAACA
This is a messenger RNA of Macadamia integrifolia, 1268 nucleotides long. Its product is annotated as glucan endo-1,3-beta-glucosidase 12-like. Bases 41 to 1216 code for a protein of 391 amino acids. The transcript has a single exon. Gene Ontology annotation, biological process: carbohydrate metabolic process. Gene Ontology annotation, cellular component: plasma membrane. NCBI's taxonomy places the organism in Eukaryota, Viridiplantae, Streptophyta, Magnoliopsida, Proteales, Proteaceae. Gene Ontology annotation, molecular function: hydrolase activity, hydrolyzing O-glycosyl compounds. The record is from RefSeq and is a predicted model, not a curated record.